This is a messenger RNA of Trypanosoma grayi, 1173 nucleotides long. RefSeq names its product ankyrin. Gene Ontology annotation, molecular function: protein binding. Lineage: Eukaryota; Euglenozoa; Kinetoplastea; Trypanosomatida; Trypanosomatidae. The record is from RefSeq and is a predicted model, not a curated record. Gene Ontology annotation, cellular component: nucleus; cytoplasm. The coding region runs from base 1 to 1173 and encodes 390 amino acids. The transcript has a single exon.
AUGGUGCGCGAUGACGCCGUCGUAGGCUCAGCCUUUCGACGCGCCUGCCUGCAGGCUAACAUGGCCGUGGUAGAGGAGUUCGUCCGUCAUGGCUGCGAUAUCGAGAGCUGCGCGAGCGACGGCUGUACCGGCCUGUGGCUGGCGGCAGAAGCCGGCUGCGUAGAGGUGGUAGAGUUUUUGUGCUCGAGAGGCGCUGACACCAACGUCGCAAAGUUGCCGGGCGGCGCCACCGCACUCUUUGUGGCAGCGCAGAACGGCCAUGUUGCCGUUGCGCGCGUGCUGCUGCAGUUCGGCGCCGACCCCAACAGCCGACGGAGCACUGGCGCCACGCCCAUCUUUAUCGCCACACAGCAGGGGCACCUGGAGAUGCUGCAGCUGCUGCUCGACAGCGGGGCACAGCCUGCGACGCCGAACCACCAGGGUGUGACGCCCAUCAUGGUGGCAGCGUAUCAGGGGCAUGUGGACUGCGUGCGGCUGCUGCUCGAGGUGGGGUGCGAUCCGUACGGUUCUGCGCUGGGGCGGAACACAUUAGAAUGGGCCGAGGCAAGCGACUGUGGCAAGGAGGUCGAAGCGGCAGUAGCACAACGACGACAAUUUUUCGCCAGCACCGACGUGAAAGAGUAUUCUCUCCCUCGGAACGCAGUUAGCGCCAAUGAAAACAGUGACUUCUGCAGCGGGCGUGAUAAUGGCGCGCACCCACAGAUGUGGGCGAUAAGGCCUGAGAGAGGAGCCGUGGAGCGGCAGCACCAUCAAAAAUAUGACCAACAACAGAGAGGCCGCUCGAUACCAUUCUCCACCGCCUCGGGGGGCUGUUAUGAGCCGCAGUACUUGCUGCGUAGAGGAGGUGCCUCGCGCUCCAUUAGUGCUGUAUCAAGGGAAGGUCCCAGCGUGGUGGUGCGGACGGAGCGGGGACGGAGUCAGGCACCGCGCGCACCUUCCCGUCCAAGGUCAUCGUCCUCCCACGUGUCGGCGAGUCGGCUGCGUCAGAUGAUUGAGCGCGAGAGCCAGGAGAAUGAGUCAUUCAAGCAGAGGCGCCGAGCGCUUUUUAAAUCGCGCAACGCCAGUCGUCUUAUCGAUGAGGUUUCCCCCACCAAUGCGCAGGAGACCAAUGCACAAUGGGAUGUAUGGAGGCGAACACUUCAAGAGCGAAUGUGGCAGACAAAACAGUGCUAG